CGGCGCUGCCCUGAUCGGAAGCCUCGGGGCCGCUGCGGUGCCGCGGGGGCGAUGCGGAGGGAAGGAGCCGCGGAGAGCAGGAAACAUGAGCCCGCAGGAGGCGAGAGACCAGGGCUGAAGCUUCCCUCCCGCAUUGUGUGCGCCGGGGCCCCCCCGCCGGCCGGCCGCUAGCUGCGCAGGGCGCACAUGAGCCCGGCGUCCCCACCCCCCGCUCUGACCUCUGCAGGAACCUGCACCGCGGUGGAGGAGACCUGUGAGCUACAUCCCGUCAUGCUCCCACUGAAAUAACCUGCCAGACACCGAGGGAUCCAUCACAAGGAAGGGGAUCAGAGGGCAAACGCCAGCCAUCAUAACCUUAAGCAAAUAUUAGCUCUGCUGCCGCUGCUGCUGUUGCGCCUCUGUCUGGGAAGCCGAGUCCAGGAAAAAGGCUUUAUCCUCCUCGCAGGGCUGGGUCCUUAGGAGAAGAGGGGAGGGGGAGGCAAGGGGGGUUAUUUGCUGAUGAUCGGAAGUUACUGACAAUAAGCACCUUCAUCUCUCCAAAGGCGGAGAGAGAGAGAGAGAGAGGAGGAGGAGGAGGAGAGACAGGGGGAAGAGGAGAUCUGAUGUCUAAGGGAGUCACUCGGAGGAGGCAAAGCAGGCAGUAUCUCAACUUCUCAUCUUUGUUUAUCAGCGCGAAGCGAGAUCGCUGGAAAUCUGCUGGGUUUUAUAACUGGAUCAUUCCCAUGUCAAGGCUGCGGUUGGGGAUUUUACUCCGUUAACUUGAAGCCACUGACCUCCCCCCUCUCCUCACCCAGCGAUGUAUUCACUGCUCUCAGCCUGCACUUGCUUAUGUUUACAUUUCCUGCUGCUGUGCUUUCAGGUACAGAUGUUUGUUGCCGAGGAGAAUGUGGAUUUUCGGAUACAUGUGGAGAAUCAGACAAGAGCAAGGGAUGAUGUAAGCAGGAAGCAGCUUAGACUCUAUCAGCUGUACAGCAGGACAAGUGGAAAACACAUCCAAGUGCUAGGCAGGAGGAUCAGUGCCAAAGGAGAAGAUGGAGAUAAAUAUGGAAUUUCUGCAGCCACCUCUGGGGUAGAAGACAGCAACUAUGCUUUAGGAAUGCACUGUAACACUUCGGAACAAUCUGAGACAGGAAAAGAAGAACACUUUUACAGAGCAGAAUUUCCAAGAGAAUUUAUUCAGAAGAAAGGUAAAAAGCACAGAAAGAACUUUUACCUUUGCAUGAACAGGAAAGGCAAGCUAGUGGGGAAGCCCGAUGGCACCAGCAAAGAGUGUGUUUUCAUUGAAAAAGUUCUAGAAAACAACUACACAGCACUGAUGUCUGCAAAAUAUUCGGGCUGGUACGUUGGAUUCACCAAAAAGGGAAGGCCACGGAAAGGGCCCAAAACCCGGGAAAACCAGCAAGAUGUACAUUUUAUGAAAAGGUACCCAAAGGGUCAAGUGGACAUACAGAAACCUUUCAAGUACACGACAGUGACCAAGAGGACUAAGAGAAUACGACCCACCAACCCCAGUUAAAAAAUAGACAAAAACAGUGUCACAAUAAUAAACCACAAAAAACUGCACCAGAGGAAUAUUUUUACAUUAAAAAUAAGGAAGAAGCUCUAUUUUUGUACAUUGUGUUUAAAAAAAAAAAAAAA
Molecule: messenger RNA, 1638 nt
Organism: Alligator sinensis (Chinese alligator)
Lineage: Eukaryota; Metazoa; Chordata; Crocodylia; Alligatoridae
Gene: FGF18
Product: fibroblast growth factor 18
Exons: 6
Coding region: 797-1516 (239 amino acids)
Biological process (GO): animal organ morphogenesis; regulation of cell migration; positive regulation of cell population proliferation
Cellular component (GO): cytoplasm
Molecular function (GO): type 2 fibroblast growth factor receptor binding; growth factor activity; type 1 fibroblast growth factor receptor binding
Source: RefSeq, a predicted model, not a curated record